This is a messenger RNA of Herpailurus yagouaroundi (jaguarundi), 1679 nucleotides long. RefSeq names its product nucleophosmin/nucleoplasmin 2 (gene NPM2). The record is from RefSeq and is a predicted model, not a curated record. Gene Ontology annotation, molecular function: RNA binding; chromatin binding; histone binding. The coding region runs from base 774 to 1433 and encodes 219 amino acids. Lineage: Eukaryota; Metazoa; Chordata; Mammalia; Carnivora; Felidae. Gene Ontology annotation, biological process: chromatin remodeling; positive regulation of DNA replication. The transcript is spliced from 9 exons. Gene Ontology annotation, cellular component: cytoplasm; nucleoplasm; nucleolus.
GGUUAUUUCUGACUCCCAGAGAUGAUGCAUGUGCAGAGUGAGUAGGCCAAAGGGGGAUGUGGCCGGCUGAAAGGCAGCGUCCUCUCCACCACCCCCAACCACAGUGCCCUGUGAGCUGCUGUUAGAUGACUGGCCCUGGUAAAGUCACUCACUGGGCCCUAUGGUGUAUUCCUCACCAGCUGCCACAGCUGGUGACCUCUGGUGUCCUAACUCAUCCCCACCCCCUUCCUGUCCGUGGGACAAAUCCUUCUGGAAACAGGGCUCUUCUUCUCUGGGGCCCAAAACCCUAGGGGACGGGCCCUCCUGGCCUUGGAAAAGGCCCACACCGAGAGGGUAUGAAAAAAGGAAGGCGUUGAGCAGGAAAAAGCCUUAAUGCUGCUUCCCACUGGGUGGCAACGCAAGUCCAAGCUAGGCGAUCUCACCCAGUAGGCCUCGGUGAAUCCCCAGGGGCCAUGAAGGUGGUGCUCACAGCGCGGUCCUCGACCAGCAGCAGCAACUUCACCUGGAAACCCGUUAGAAUGCAAAUUACCUCAGCCCCACCCAGCCCUCCACGACCGGAAACUGUGGCGCUGGCACUUAGCUCGGUGCUUUAACGAGCCCUCCAGGUGCGCCGAGGCACGAAGAGCAACGAAUGGAGGAGCGGAUUGGGGAAAGAAGGGCCUCUCCUUUAAGACGGAGCGGACGCCCCCCGCCGCCCCUUCCCGGGCCUCCUAACAGCCUGCAGCGGCCGGCGGCUCUCAGCCGCCGGGACCCCGGCGCCCGCGCCCAGAGUCAUGAACCGCAGCAGCACGAGCAGCGCGGCCGAGAAGGCGCCCACACCCGUGCUCUGGGGCUGUGAGCUAAACCAGGAGAAGCGGACCUGGACCGUCAAACCCCAGAAGGAAGGGAAGCAGUACUGUAAGCUGUUGCUCAGUACGAUUUGCUUGGGGGAGAAAGCCAAAGAAGAGAUGAACCUCGUGGAAAUCCUGCCCCCAGCCAGCCAGGAAGACAAGAAGGCCAAGCCCAUCACCAUCGCCUCUCUUCAGGCCUCGGUGCUCCCCAUGGUCAUGAUGGGAUUGGAGCUUUCUCCUCCAGUCACUUUCCAGCUCCGGGCUGGCUCUGGACCCGUGUUCCUCAGUGGCCAGGAAUGUUAUGACACUUCAGACCUGUCCUGGGAGGAGGAGGAGGAGGACCUGGAGGAGGAGGAAGAGGAGGAAGAUGACAGCGAUGAUGAUGAUGAUGACGAUGAUGAUGUUGAUGUAGAUGUGUCCCUAGAGGAGGAGACCCCUCUUAAACAAGUCAAGAGGCUAGCAUCCCAGAAGCAGACAGGUGUUGCCAAGAAAAAAAAGGUGGAAAAAGAAGAGGAGGCAGUGAGACCCAGCCUUAAAGACAAGAGUCCUGUGAAAAAGGCCAAACCCACACUCAAACCUAAAAAGCCAGGAUCCAAGAAAUGAGGAGCCAGGAGUGGCCUGGCUGCAGUGACGGAGAGAGAGCCAGCUAGAACACCAUACAGAGUGGCCUUCCUGCGGGUGUGCUGCAACCCCAUGUUCCCCCCACCCAGCCUCUCUCCCUCUGAGUCUGAAUGUGACGGAGCUGUUGGGGGCAACACAAGGGGCCCACACUCCAACUAUCAAGUUUCGGCAGGACCUGGAGGGAAGAACCCUGACCUCAGAGCCCCAAUAAAGUUUGCUUUGCCGGGA